Molecule: messenger RNA, 1218 nt
Organism: Ilyonectria robusta
Lineage: Eukaryota; Fungi; Ascomycota; Sordariomycetes; Hypocreales; Nectriaceae
Product: P-loop containing nucleoside triphosphate hydrolase protein
Exons: 4
Coding region: 1-1218 (405 amino acids)
Cellular component (GO): mitochondrial outer membrane
Molecular function (GO): ATP binding; ATP hydrolysis activity
Source: RefSeq, a predicted model, not a curated record
AUGGGGGAGCGACGCAAGCUUGGCGAUGUCGCCAUGGACCUCCUGCUCUUUGCCGGCAUGAUGACCGCCGGCCUCUACGUUGCGCGAACCUUUCUUAACCCAAUCCUCAGCAACCUCGCCGACCCGGACAAGGAGAAGCACGACCAAGCGAGACGUCAGGCCAAGGCACACCUCGAGCGCCUAAACCGGCAACGACAAGUCGAUGAUGACUAUGACGACGACGACAGCGGUUCAAGGAGAGGACCCCGAGUGGAGGAGCUGGUUCUCAACGAAUACGAAAACCUGGUGGCGUUGGAAAUGGUCCCUCCCCAGGACAUAUCCGUCGGGUUUGAUGAUAUUGGUGGCUUGGACACCAUCAUCGAGGAACUGAAGGAGUCUGUCAUCUAUCCUCUCACGAUGCCGCAUCUCUACUCGCACGCCGCGCCCCUACUCUCAGCACCUUCAGGAGUGUUGCUAUAUGGACCACCUGGAUGUGGCAAGACGAUGCUGGCGAAGGCUGUUGCCCACGAGAGUGGGGCUUCCUUCAUCAAUCUGCACAUUUCGACAUUGACGGAGAAGUGGUAUGGAGAUUCCAACAAGAUUGUCCGGGCUGUCUUCUCGCUGGCACGCAAAAUGCAGCCUGCCAUCAUCUUCAUCGAUGAGAUUGACGCCGUUCUUGGGACCCGAAGGAGCGGCGAGCACGAGGCCAGCGGCAUGGUCAAAGCUGAAUUCAUGACCUUGUGGGACGGACUGACGUCGUCAAAUUCUUCCGGCAUGCCCGCCCGUAUCAUGGUUUUGGGAGCCACCAACCGCAUUCACGACAUUGACGAGGCCAUCCUCCGCCGUAUGCCCAAAAAGUUUCCCGUACCUCUGCCAGGCAAGGAGCAACGCCGCCGGAUAUUGCAACUGAUCUUGCAAGACACUACGACGGACCCCAAUCACUUUAACCUAGAAUAUGUCUCCAAGAUUACCGCAGGUCUCUCGGGCAGCGACAUUAAGGAGGCCUGCCGAGACGCGGCCAUGGUCCCUGUUCGUGAGUACAUGCGACAACACCGACAAAAGGGUGGGUCGAUGUCGGCGGUGGACCCGACGCAGUUCCGGGCACUGAGGAGCGACGACUUCUUGGGGCGAGAAGGGGGACAGAUUAAGGCAAAUGUAACGGCGACGUCCCGGCGGUCAGGCGGCGAGACUACCGAGUACGAGGAUGUGGAUGAGUUGGUGGCGGAGGAACAGGAUUAG